Molecule: messenger RNA, 1617 nt
Organism: Thalassophryne amazonica
Lineage: Eukaryota; Metazoa; Chordata; Actinopteri; Batrachoidiformes; Batrachoididae
Product: interphotoreceptor matrix proteoglycan 2-like
Exons: 9
Coding region: 1-1269 (422 amino acids)
Biological process (GO): visual perception
Molecular function (GO): heparin binding; hyaluronic acid binding
Source: RefSeq, a predicted model, not a curated record
AUGGAAAGCACUCCAACCAUGAUGCCAGUGUCUGAUGGAGAUGUGCACCCCUCAGCAGAAGUACUUGGCCAGGAUUUUGCCUAUAGCCCAAGUAUUGUCACGUUUGAUGUGUUCCAGUAUGGUGGCGUAGAGACAGAAGGUGACAGCAGUGGCUUCUCCAGUGAGGCACUAGGGUCGGACAUGCAGGCCGUUGCCAUGCCAGUCAGACCUGGAAGGGCUCUGACAGUGUUCUUCAGACUCAAAGUGACUAACAUGGCAUUUUCCAUGGACCUCUUCAACAAGAGCUCACCUGAGUACAAGGCUCUGGAGCAAAGGUUCUUGCAGCUGCUGGUUCCAUACCUGCAGUCCAAUCUGAACAACUUUCAGAACCUAGAGAUCCUCAACUUCAGGAACGGCAGCAUCGUAGUGAACAGCAGGAUGAGGUUUGGUAAGCCAGUCCCAAAGAGUGUCACCAACGUUGUCUAUCUUAUCCUGGAGGACUUUGCCAACACGGCUUAUCAGACCAUGAACCUGGCAAUCGACAAGUAUUCGCUGGAUGUUGAAUCAGGUGACCGGGCGGAUCCGUGUAAGUUCCAGGCGUGUAACGACUUUUCGCAGUGCAUGGUGAACCAGUGGUCCGGCGAGGCCGAGUGCGUGUGCGAUGCCGGUUACCUGAGCGUGGAUGGCCUGCCGUGUCAGAGCAUCUGCGAAGUGCAACACAACUUCUGCCUCAACGAUGGCAAAUGUGACGUCAUCCCCGGAAAGGGCGCCAUCUGCAGGUGUCGGGUCGGAGAGAACUGGUGGUACCGCGGUGAGCACUGCGAGGAGUACGUGUCCGAGCUGUUGGUGAUGGGCCUCGCCAUCAUCUCAGUGGUCUGCUUCCUCAUGGUUCUGGCUGGCAUCAUCCUCUUCCUGACUAGGACUCUGAGAGACCAGUACGAUGAAGAGGACAGCGAGGACCCGCUACGACGUGGUGACAGCAUGGCCAAACUGGAGCGUGCCACCAAGUUAAGCCACAUGUUCGACACUGACCCGGUCUCUGCCCAGUACUACCGGCGCUAUGAUGACGACCUCCCACAAUAUGGCCGCCGCUGUGACGCCAACCUCGGCAGCUCUGUCAAUCUGAGCGGCGAUGAGAUACGGCGCCUCUGUCAGACCUCGCCGCUCUCCAGAGAGGAGAUCCAGGAGUGUCUGAGGAUAAUCGAGUUGUGUGCAAGGGAUCAACACUUUGCAGACUUUGUGGGUCAGACUCACAUAUUCCUGGAGCAGAGAGGAAGCUCGGCGACAUAACGGGCAACCAGCCGCGACCUCAAAAAACCUGCCUUUGUUUGCGACUGGAGAAAGAGGACCACGCCUUCCUCGCUUCUGUUUGACUCGUGGACCCGACGUGAAGGUGACGAUUUUAUUCUGCUACUCUGCCGGACGGUUUGCCUGUCUCACUGACUCCGUAAAGAACUUUCAUGAACUUUUUCAUCAUCGGAUUUCCGUUGUUAAGGCUUCACUCACUGCUGCUUUACCGCUGUCUUAUGUUUCCACCCGGCGUUGUUUCAUUGUUAACGUCAGCUCGAGGGUUUCUUUAGCAUCUUCAACAGUAGGUCUUCACCAUCACUAAAACACUGAGGUCGGUUUGUCAAAGUG